CAUUUGUCGGCGGAGGCCGGGCAUGUGGGCCGCUUAGAGUGGGGAGUCUCGAGAUGAGGAACCUGGGGCCUUGAGAGGAGAAGUGAGUUACCCAAGGCACACAGCUAAUUAAGUAGUGGAGCUGGGAUUAGAACUCAGGUGUCCUGCCUCCCAAGUUUCUGAUCAGGAUUGCUACAAUGAGUCUGCGGAAGCAAACCCCCAGUGACUUCUUAAAGCAAAUCAUCGGCCGGCCUGUUGUGGUGAAAUUGAAUUCUGGAGUGGAUUAUCGAGGGGUCCUGGCUUGCCUGGACGGCUACAUGAACAUAGCCUUGGAGCAGACGGAAGAGUACGUGAACGGGCAGCUGAAGAACAAGUACGGGGACGCGUUUAUCCGAGGAAACAAUGUGUUGUACAUAAGCACCCAGAAGAGGAGGAUGUGACGGCGUCGGGAGCGCAGUUCUUCUCGCCCGCGGAUGUGUUUUUUUUUUUUAUGAGGUCCUUUCCUUUUUUUAGUACAAUUUGUCAUGUUUCAUAAAAGUUGGUGAUUUUUCGCUGACAUGUGAGUAAGUAAAUGUAUAAAAUGGUGGAUUUAAUUGUAAAGAAUUCUUUCAUAUUUAAGUUUCAGUCAUUUUCUGUUACCUCUAUGUCAGUGUGCAGAAUAUAAAAAAGAAUAAAAAAAGGAAAAUCUUCUGUU
Phyllostomus hastatus (greater spear-nosed bat) is the source of this 673-nucleotide messenger RNA. It is a transcript of the gene LSM6, whose product is annotated as LSM6 homolog, U6 small nuclear RNA and mRNA degradation associated. Bases 177 to 419 code for a protein of 80 amino acids. Lineage: Eukaryota; Metazoa; Chordata; Mammalia; Chiroptera; Phyllostomidae. Gene Ontology annotation, molecular function: RNA binding. Gene Ontology annotation, biological process: maturation of SSU-rRNA; mRNA splicing, via spliceosome. The transcript has 5 exons. Gene Ontology annotation, cellular component: nucleolus; U4/U6 x U5 tri-snRNP complex; sno(s)RNA-containing ribonucleoprotein complex. The record is from RefSeq and is a predicted model, not a curated record.